Molecule: messenger RNA, 645 nt
Organism: Dibothriocephalus latus
Lineage: Eukaryota; Metazoa; Platyhelminthes; Cestoda; Diphyllobothriidea; Diphyllobothriidae
Source: the annotation of a GenBank genome assembly
AUGGAAUAUACUGUUGAAGUUGCGGCAGCCAAUGAUGAGGCGGUCGGGCCGACGGUCAGUGGAAAGGUUAAAACUUGGCCAGGAGUACCCGAGAUGCCGGAAAUAUAUUAUAUCGGGUAUUCUAGUAGUUCAACACAGAUCGAUGUAAGAUGCAGAGAGCCUCGGUUAAAUGGAGAGCUUGACUCUUAUGAGUUCGUGUUCUACCUAAAUGGCGAGAAGGUUGACGUGGCUAAAAAGGUGCCCAAUGGCAACUUUUCCUCGGGACCUCUUAAAAAACCGGGUGCCUAUUUCGUGGAAGUAUGGGCCAAUACGAAGCCAGCUGCGGAUGGCAAUGGUGGCGGAAGGGGUCCCUCAAACAAGGUCGGACCAAUUAUGUAUCCACCUGUUCGAUCGGAUAUUGGACUUGACAUCACAGACGUCUCAGAGGGUGUUAUCCAUCUGAAAUUUUUCUUCUACAUGGUGGAACUUCCUUGCAACAUUCGUUCGAACACCAUACUGUACUACGAUGACAAGCGGAACUACACGGAAGUUUUAACUCCAGCAAGAAACGAAACUUACCUGUCAAAUCUGGUUCCAGGUUUAAAAUACCAUUUUCGUGUCAGCGCUGAUUGUGUCGACCGACCAGCAGCAUUCACAAAGGAGGUU